Molecule: messenger RNA, 945 nt
Organism: Mesocestoides corti
Lineage: Eukaryota; Metazoa; Platyhelminthes; Cestoda; Cyclophyllidea; Mesocestoididae
Source: the annotation of a GenBank genome assembly
AUGUCUGCCGAGGAGAGGAAAGCCGAGAAUGCGCAGGCCGUAGAGGUGCUCAGUCGCGAGGUCCAAAACCUCGACGAAAAUUCUUUUCCAACACUAAAAUCAAUCGGGGAGAAUGAAUUAUUCCGUCUGCGUGGUGGCAUUUCGGAUACUCUGGACGUUGUCGAUAAUAAGCGCGUUAAAAUUCGUGCUAAAGUUAACAUUCCUGUGGAACAGUAUCCCACAAUAAAUUUCGUUGGUAAACUUCUUGGCCCUGGAGGGCAGACCCUUCGAUCAAUCCAGGAGGAAACGCGAACCAAGAUGGCAAUCCUCGGACACGGUUCUCUCCGCGAUGAGGCUAAAGAAAAGGAGCUUCUGUCUGGUGGAGACCCGAAGUAUCAACAUUUAAAACAGCCUUUGCACUUACAGAUUGACUGUUUGGCGCCUCCUGCUGAGGCGUAUUAUAAUAUAUCCCAUGCCCUGGCUCAAGUUAAGCGUGUGAUGAUGCCGGAAAAUGUCGGCCAGCAAAACGCCCCCUGGGGUGCCAGUCAGCCCAACGCGCCUGCUCGUGGUGGUUCACCAAUGCGUGGACGUGGUCGCGGUCGUGGUAAUUAUGGCAAUCAAGGUAGCUAUGGUUCCCCCGCAGGAUUCGGUAGUCCUCCAAGCCAGCCGAUGCGUGGCGGUCGUGGAGGUGCAAGAGGUCGCGGUUGGGGAAUGAACAGCAGUGCACCUGCGGGACCACCAGCCGUCCCUGCCCAGGGUGAUGUGUAUGGAAAUGGGAUGGAGCAGUACGCGUAUCCUGAUCAAAUGACCUACGACCAGACGCAGUACACCACGACAGGUUAUGAGGACUACACGGCUCAGUAUGGACAAACCGAUGCUUGGGGCAAAAUGCCUACAACCGAUAAUCGUGGACGUGCGCGUGCCCAUCCUUAUGCCCGACCCGGAGGGAAGGAAGAAACCGCAUGA